Messenger RNA from Penicillium roqueforti, 453 nucleotides. RefSeq names its product putative extracellular serine-rich protein. The record is from RefSeq and is a predicted model, not a curated record. NCBI's taxonomy places the organism in Eukaryota, Fungi, Ascomycota, Eurotiomycetes, Eurotiales, Aspergillaceae. Bases 1 to 453 code for a protein of 150 amino acids. The transcript has a single exon.
AUGCAGUUCACCAAGGCUCUCCUCUUCCUCUCGGCCCUCGCGCCCGUCGCGUUCGCCGCUGAAUCUGCCACAGCCGACUGCAUCACCAAGACCAUCACUCUGGUGCCCUCUGGCUACACUCCUCCCCCGUCGUCUACCCCGACCCCCACCCCGACCUCAACUUCGAGCUCGGUUUCGAUUGAAACCCCGACUGAAACCCCCAUUGAGACCUCGACUGAAGCUCCCUCGUCGACCUGGACGCCUGUCAUCACUAGCAUUCCCACCCUCAGCGUCAUCCCUUCCAUGAGCCACAUUGCCAGCUCCACCCCCCUGAUCAAGGCUACUAGCAGCUCCCCCGCCAGUGAGAGUGCCUCGGCUACUCCUUCACCUCUUACUGCUGGUGCUGCCUCCAUCCACCUCCCUGGUUUCAUUGCUGCUGGUGCAGGCGCCAUUGCUGGUCUUCUCUUGAUCUAA